Opisthorchis viverrini is the source of this 1527-nucleotide messenger RNA. RefSeq lists its product as hypothetical. Lineage: Eukaryota; Metazoa; Platyhelminthes; Trematoda; Opisthorchiida; Opisthorchiidae. The transcript has 6 exons. The coding region runs from base 44 to 1510 and encodes 488 amino acids. The record is from RefSeq and is a predicted model, not a curated record.
CAGACCACCUGUGUUACCGCCAUCAGAACAGCAGCUCCGUCAAAUGGUCGAAACGGCAUUACUGGAGCAUAUCGAUCCAAUGCUACAACCGAUUUCCUCAGUUCGCAGUCCAGUCCCAUCGUCCAGUCUAACACCCGCACCCUCGCUGAGACCGACAAAAUCGACCGAAUCGGAAGCAGAAGUUGGACAAACAAGACUCUCGAGCCCAGGUCAACAACCGACUGGUCCACAUCCGCUCCGUGUCACAUAUGACGUAGCAGUCGGACCGUCGAUUCAGGAGCAACUGGCUGAGGAAGACCGAAUGCAAGGAGUAAGCACGCUGCACGAUAUCGACGAUGUCUCUUCUCACAAUGGGAUUCCUACCCCGACGCCGACAAUGCCAGAGCAGUCAGGUGGAACAUUAACAAAAGCAUCUGACCGUGUUCGCGCCAGACCGGAAGUCCAUUCGGUCCAGACAUCACCCAUCCACUUACCUCCAGCUAGUCAGUCCUCAUCCCCGUUGCAGUCGGCAUCGACUGAGUCACUGGACAUUACUCCGCUCGCAGCUGAUUUGCCACAGAUUCAAUCACAGGCGGAAAGCACAGGACAAAGUGAGGUGUUCAGUCUGACCCUACCAAACACGUUUAGCGAUGGUGUUUGGCUUGUCGACCGUUCGGAAGGUGAGGCUCCUCUCCAGGUCACGAGUGAAGCAAUGCAAAUGUUGGCCGGACGUUUGGAGAGCAAUCUGUUUAUGCAACGAUCACGGUCACUUGCAAGUGAAACCGAACCUGAGUCAGACACAUCAGCUUUACUCAGGCACCAAAGAAGCGACGGUGAAAUUCCGACAAGCGGGCCUCUGCCGAAGAGGGGGCUGAGAAGUGGUGAUCCGCUAACCAACCCCUUGUUACACCUAAUGGCUUUGCAACAGUCUAGCGGCUUUGAUAUAUCAAAGCUAUCCGAACGGGAUAGAAAGGUAGUGAUGAAAACGAAUGCUGUCAUGAAACGCCAAGGAAAAAAGCCACGCACAGCUCAGUCUCCUGAGAAUUCAUAUGGCCAAGCUUCAAUUCAACCAGCAGAGAGCUCACCUGGACUUGUAAAGCCGGUCACCAUGAUUGAUGCAUCAGAAGGCGACGACGGUGGAGAGUCAAAAAUGCUGGAAUGGUUGCAAAGUUUGGCUGGAUCUCCGGCACAUCGUACGGUACAGUCUUCACACAAAUCACCUCCAUCAAAACCAUCUACGAAUAGAACCGAUCCGAACAAAGUCUCGAUGCUCAAUGGGGUCGAAAUGGUUCAGUCCGAUGACUCAGAUGCUACAGAAGCUGAUGUGGCCGAAGAGGAGGCAUACGAAGAUGAUUACGAACCAGAAUCGAAAGGAAACUGUAGCAGUCCGAAGUCCCAUAAAUCUGCGGAUGGGCCCAAAGAUCGGCCUCUGACAAGUGGAAGUUCGCCACCGGUUUGGGCGCGUGAGAAAGUCCCAGACCACAUGCGUCAUGCAGUAACUUUGAGUGACGAUAGUGAUGACGCAAACUAGUGCCUAUCCAAGUUUUA